AUGUGCUUCCAGAAGAUCCCCGUAGUCUCUAUUGCACGGAGUCCCCUCCGCCGCAACCUUCGCACCAGGAAUCUACUUAACCUCCGGCCACUGGAACAUUAUACACCCACCAAAACCUUCUCUGUUGGCCUAUGGAACUGCCAAUCCGCUGUCAACAAGGUGGACUUUAUCCCGGCUUAUGCCAGCAGUCUAUCCCUGGACCUACUGGCCCUCACCGAAACCUGGCUUAAAACCGAAAACACCGCCACUCGGGCAGCACUCUCCGCGGCUCACUCCUUCUCCCAUACCCCCCAUCUCUCCAAGCGAGGAGGAGGAACUGGGGUCCUGGUUAACAACAAAUGGAACUAUGCUCCCCUGCCCCUCAACACCAACUACUGCUCAUUUGAAUACCAUGCAAUCAAAGUCAUAGCUCCAGUCAAAUGCUCAGUGAUCGUCAUCUACCGUCCUCCUGGACCUCUGGGUGACUUCAUCAAUGAGUUAGACACUCUACUGUCCUCAAUCCCUGAACUUAAGUGCCCGCUGCUGGUCCUCGGUGAUUUCAACAUCCAUCUAGGCAAAGCUUACGCCACAGACUUUCUAUCCCUCAUCAACUCAUUCGACAUGCAACUAGUCAGUACUCCCCCAACUCAUAAAAACGGCAAUCAACUGGAUCUCAUCCUUACCAAAAACUGCAAAACUGAUGACGUAAUGGUCACACCAUUACAUACCACGGACCACUUCUUCAUCCGCUUCAUGGUUUCCCUCCCAGAACUACCUACCACCCCUCAACCCAUGACCACCUCUCGACGCAAUCUCCGCAACUUGUCUGCCGCCCACUUCGCCUCAGUUGUCGCUGCUGCCCUUCCCCCUCCCAACAGUUUCUCUCCGCUAGAUGUCAAUGCAGCCGCAGAAUCUCUCAGUUCCACACUAACCGCAUGCCUAGAUACUCUGUGUCCUCUUUUCAGAAAACCUGCACGCUCCACUCAGCCCCGCCCAUGGUUGACUGAUGCCAUCCGCUCGUCACAUACAGCACUCAGAGCUGCUGAACGGAAAUGGCACAAAUCCAACAACCCCGCUGACCUAGAAGCCUUCCAAUCUCUCCUAAUGUCAUUCUCCUCAUCUGUCACGACUGCUAAAAUGGAGUAUUACAACAAGAAAAUCAGCAGCACAACUGACUCACGGAAACUCUUGUCCUCGGGCGUAUUUCCAGCUGCCUUCAAACAAGCCAGAGUUACGCCACGACUGAAAAAGACUACGCUUAACCCCGCCUUGGUUGAAAAUUAUCGGCCGGUGUCACUGCUUCCCUUCCUCUCGAAAACCAUUGAGAGGGCGGUCUCUAAACAAGUCACUGACUUCCUCGCCCAUCACCACCUACUUGACCCAAAACAGUCGGGUUUCAGAAGUGGCCACUCCACCGAGACAGCUUUACUAUCUGUCACAGAAGCCCUAAAAACAGCCAGAACACGAGGGCAAUCAUCUGUACUAAUCCUUCACGACAUACUCCUAGCCACACUCGCCAACAUGGGCAUUACAGGCACUGCCCACUCCUGGCUCGAGUCCUACCUCGCUGGACGCUCCUUUAAUGUGUCUUGGCAAGGUCGUCUGUCAUUGACUCAUACCCUCUCCACGGGGGUGCCGCAGGGGUCGGUGCUGGGUCCCCUUCUGUUUGCCAUCUACACCACCUCGUUGUCCCAUGUUAUCCGCUCACACGGCUUCUCUUACCACUGCUAUGCCGAUGACACACAGCUAUACCUGUCGUUCCAGCCGGACGACACCACGGUCUCCGCAUGCAUCUCCGCCUCUCUAUCUGAUCUGUCAACUUGGAUGAAAGACCACCAUCUCCAGCUUAAUCUGUCAAAAACCGAACUCCUGGUCAUCCCUGCCCAUGAGUCAAUCUGCCAUGACAUCAACUUGAAAAUUGGUACUGUCACUAUUACCCCUAACCAUGCUGCUAAAAACCUGGGCGUCUUGCCGACCCCUGUACUAGAUGAUCGUCUUUCUUUCUCUGAGCACAUUUCCUCCGUAGCGAGGUCAUGCCGCUAUGCAUUGUACAAUACUAGAAGAAUCAGACCAUACCUGACCCAAUAUGCCGCUCAGUUCCUGAUACAGGCUACAGUCACCUCCCGCCUCGAUCAUUGCAACUCGCUCCGGGCUGGCCUACCUGCUUGUGCUAUCAAAUCAUUGCAAAUGGUCCAGAAUGCUGCAGCGCGACUGGUUUUCAAUCAACCCAAAAGGACACACGUCACCACACUCUUCAGCGACCUGCACUGGCUGCCUGUAGCUGCCAGAAUUAAGCACAAAGCUCUGACGCGAGCCUACAAAACCAUCUCAGGAUCUGCCCCUGUCUAUCUCAGCGUCUUACUAAAGGCUCACGUCCCGACCAGGGCGUUACGCUCCACUCAUACAAACCGUCUAGUUGUACCCUCGCCUCUCGCAAAGCGAGGUCACUCUAAACUCUUCUCUGUGGUUGUCCCCAAAUGGUGGAAUGACCUACCAACGGCUACAAGAACAGCAACAUCCCUUUCUACCUUUAAAAAACUUGUAAAAACCUUUCUCUUUCAAGACUGCUUCCCCUUUGUUUACAGGCUAGGGCUGCUGAGCAUCUUUUGA
This is a messenger RNA of Larimichthys crocea (large yellow croaker), 2589 nucleotides long. RefSeq lists its product as uncharacterized. The coding region runs from base 1 to 2589 and encodes 862 amino acids. Gene Ontology annotation, molecular function: catalytic activity. Lineage: Eukaryota; Metazoa; Chordata; Actinopteri; Sciaenidae. The transcript has 4 exons. The record is from RefSeq and is a predicted model, not a curated record.